This is a messenger RNA of Dichomitus squalens LYAD-421 SS1, 5221 nucleotides long. RefSeq names its product ras GEF. Gene Ontology annotation, cellular component: plasma membrane. NCBI's taxonomy places the organism in Eukaryota, Fungi, Basidiomycota, Agaricomycetes, Polyporales, Polyporaceae. Gene Ontology annotation, molecular function: guanyl-nucleotide exchange factor activity. The record is from RefSeq and is a predicted model, not a curated record. Gene Ontology annotation, biological process: Ras protein signal transduction; positive regulation of GTPase activity. The transcript has 6 exons. The coding region runs from base 1 to 4962 and encodes 1653 amino acids.
AUGUCUUCAACACAAUCUGACGAACUUCUCGACGCCUCCGCGGAGGCGAUAGACCCUCCCGCACCUCCCCCUCCUACCACCCCUGCUUCUCCCCCUUCCGCCCUCCCGCGUCCUACCGUGUCCUCGCCCAACUCCCAGCUAAGGUUUGUCUCACCCGAUGCCGGAGAGGCUCCUACCUUCGAACCUUUACCUCCGGAGAUCGCGAAUGCGGACAUCUCCAUAGCGCCGGACGGCUCUUUCGUGGAGACCUCUUCUGGCGCUGCCGCUAGGGAGCUCAAGCGUCGCUACGACCAUAUCUUCGGUGUAGGGAAAGAUAUUCGGUCUCCCUAUGCCAUCACCGCGCUCGUGAACCAGCACGGAAAGCAGAUGUACCGUGUGGGACUCCGCGAAUUGUCGGCCCCCGCUGCUGCGGCCCAGGAUGCUGAAGAACGCCAAUCGACCUCCCUGGCUUCUCAUUCCGCUGCUCCCGGCUCCAGCACUACCUCUCCGCACCCCGGUUACGCGAGACGACGCUCGCGCAUGUCGGUCCAUUCCUUCUUGCCCGUGUCCGUCUUCAAGUCUGGGAUCACGCCCGUCGCGCUACCGAACACGGUCUUCGACAAUACCCCGCGUCCUCCACCGACAGCAACUCGGCGUCUGCGCAAGACGCGUUCGAUCCCAAGCGGCUUGGCCGCCAAUGGGCCUGCUGGCGAGGGCGGCGCGUCGGUAUCUCCUGUGCCCCAAGCCACGGGUCGUCCGCAUGCGCACAGCGUCUCGAGCGCGGACGCGUUUGCGGUCUCUGCUGCACAACAGACCUCGCCCGAGACGCAGGCUGCUCGGGCACCGAGCGGGCCCGCCGGAGACUUCUUCGCGGAAGUCAUGUCCUGGACGAACGUCCCCGCAUCGCCGCUAGCGUCCAGCUCGUCUUCCCUGCCAUUCCGGCAACAUCCGCCCCCGUCCAGCCCACCAAGCACCCAUGGCCGCACUGGGGAGAUCUCGAACCCGUUUGGCCCGGGGGUGUCUUUCGAUUCCCCUUCUUGGCGGUCCCCAGCGCACCUGGCCUCCGCGCCCGCUUUGCGCGAGGUGCAGUCGUUCGAGUCGGGCUUGACCGCGCGCGCUGACUACCUGCCCAAGAUGUCGCGCGUGUCCCGGCUUUCUCUCACGUCCGCGGCAUCGGACGAGGAUCCGCGCAACCCGACGCCGCCACCCAGCGGCUCGUCGACGCCCCCCAUCGCGUCUUCCGCGUCUUCUAUCUCCUCGGUGCCGCCCGUCCCCGAGACGCCGAACGUCGCGCCCGUGAACCUUGCCGCGACGACGCUGCACUCGCGGUAUUCGACCGCGCUCUUCGACGUGCUGCAGACGUACCGCGGGCUGCCUACGCUCGACAAAAUCGUGUCGACUCCCAACGAGCCGACGAUCCGGCUGUCCCUGCGCGCGGAGGACAGCGUCGCGCCCCGCGACGAUCCCCGAUUCGUGAUCUGGGCGGAGGUCGAUACAGACCGGGAUGCAUACGACGAGGUCGCCGCGUCGAGCGCGACGGAUCUGUCCUCCGCGCAUUCGCACGCCGCGAGCUCGCGCCGGAGCCGCAUGGGCGGCAAGGAGAAGACGCACCAGAUGCUGUCGAACAUGUACUCGAUGCAGCCCCCGACCGACUUUGGCGGCGCGCCGAACGCGCCGGCGGGGGCGAAGGAGACGAAGAAGAUGCUCGUGGCGGCGACGAUCGAGCGGUGGAUCGCGCAGCUCACGUCCGAGCUCAACUACGACGAGCUUCUGAUAUUCUUCCUCACGUACCGCACGUACGUCCCCGCCGUCGACCUCGGACACCUGCUCAUCUGCCGGUUUCACUGGGCGCUGGGGGAGGCGACGACGAGCCGGGACGAGAUGGUAAGGAAGAUCGUGCGCGUGCGGACGUUCACGGCCAUCCGGUACUGGCUCUUGACGUUUUUCGACGUCGACUUCGUGCCGAACCGCGAGCUGAGGCUGCUCUUUGCGGAGUGGCUCAACUCGCUGCGGAGGGAUCCGAUUCUGCAGAAGCACAGGGACGCAUUGAAAAUCGUGCGGCAGCUGCGCAAGGUGAUCCUUGACUGCAAGGACGCUCACAUGCGCAAACUGUACCGUGCAGCUCGGAAGUCGGUGGACAGGCGCAAGUCGUCCGACCCGAAUGCCCACUCCCACCCCGCGACGGCCGUUCCGCGGCUGUCCUCCCCGUUCGAUCCGAGUUAUGGCCCGCGUCCGUCUGUCGAUUCGCAGGCGCGCUCCUUCAACGACCCCGAGGACUUUGAUAUCGACUUCGACUUUGACGAGCCUGGUCAGGAUUACGCCUUCUGGCUCCCGUCGGGCAACGGCACGUCCGCAAACGCCCUUGAUUUGGUCAUGAUGCGGCAGCCGCUGCACAUGGCCGUGCUACAGUAUGGUAAGCAAAACCCCGCGGCGGGCGCAGCGUCCCACCCGAAUGCCGCCAUCUCGCCGUUCCCGCACAGCGCCAUCUCGCGCGUGUUCGUGAACACGAUCGGGCGGCUGGGCCGGUGGAGACGCGUGCUGAACUCCCGCGCGACGGUACAGCCGUCGAUGACGGCCGGGGUCGACGUCUCGGCGUUCGAUGUCGAGGCGAACGAGACUGGGGAUCUGCUCCUGGUCAAGGGCGGGGUGGAGCAGUACCUGAAGAUGGUCGAGAGUCAGAUAAAUGUGUCGCUUGUCGAGCGGCCGCCAACGAGCUCCGUCGCGAUCUCCACCACGGGGGUCUCGGUGUCGUCGCCUCCGCCUCAGUCCGCCUCGCUCCCACAGUCUCCCCGAUCGCCGUCGAGCGUGGUGAGGGUUCGUCCGCCUGAGACUCUGUCGCCGCCACCGGAGCGGAUUCUGGAGGACGAGGAACCCGAGUCUGAGGAGAGCGUCGUGCCUUUGUCUGAUCCUCCGAGCUACGAACAGGCCGCCUCGCACCAGUACCGCAACUCUAUCAUGACUUACGACUCGGAGAUUCAUUCGGUCUAUGGGGACCAGUAUCAGGCGGCGAGCAUUCCAGAUGAGGAAGCGGUACGGAGGGCGCCCCAAGAACUGGACAUUGUUUCGAUCGACGACAUGGAUCUGUCCGACCUGUCAUCGGACGAGCACGAGAUACCUCCCCCGCCCGGCCUUGGACUGAAGAAGCCGACGCGCAAGCUGCCAACACGGCGCGACUUUGAGUUUGUCAGGCAGUCGAUGUCGAGCGUGUCUUCGAUGGGCAUCCGCACGCGUGAGUCUGUGCUGUCCCAAGAGUCGUCCAUCGUGUCUUCUUCGUCGGAGGUGGACGCGGAGAACGCUGAGGCGGCGGUCGUUCAGGGCCCGCUGCAGGCGUGGCAAAUCAACGCCAUCCUCGACUCGCUCAGCGACGACGACGAGAGCGGCGAUGCUGAGGCGGCGCUCCGCCGACUCGAGGGCCAGAUCAACGAGGUGAAGGUCAAGGAGAAGCAGAACAAAGUCGACCAGUGGAUACAGUCCAUUCACCAGCGGCAGGCUGACGGCCGUUUCGGACGGGAAGAUGAAGGUUCGGGCUCUGACGAGGAUUAUGGCGAGGUCGAGCGGAGGCGCUUUUCGGGAGACUCUGCCCAGGACAUAACCAUCGGGAUGUCUGCGACGUCCCCGCAGGCUGGAUCCAGGAGGACCUCCUUCACAUCGGUGUCGCAGGUCCCGUCCGCGUCGGACUCCAGUGCAGCGCUGCCCUCGACGUCAGCUACGUCUCCCGAACAGCUCACACUUGACACCCUCCAGCUCCCUGCGGACCGGGCCGACGAGGGCGAGGCAGCUACUCCGCUCAGUGAAGCACGACCCUUCGUUGAGGAUGCAGUACCGAUCGAGAUCCUCAAUAGUCGUGUCCCAUCCCGCCCGUCCACCUCUCACGGGUCUCCUUCGAAGGAUUCACGCACGCCUCAACCGCCCCCCAACAUGCCUCCCCCGCCAAGCGUCCCGGCUUCGAUCCAGCUGCAGUUCCGCCGACACCGCUCCUUCGUGCUCAAUUAUCGGGCGGAGGUCCUCAUGCAGCACCUGUCGAUGAUCGACCGUGAGCUCUUCAUCAGCAUCAGCUUCGAGGAGCUCAUCACGUCGCACGCUAUCGGCGCAGCGGACGACGCCAACGUCCUCGACUGGUCUCACUUCCUCCGCGAGCGUGCGCGGCUGAAGGCGGAGGGUCGGGGCGGGUCGAAGACGAGUGCUUUGAUGGCGGUGCGCGGGAGGUUCAACCUGCUUGCUAACUUCGUGCUGUCGGAGAUCGUGCUGACGCACCCGAGCGAGCGGGCGUUGGUGAUCAACAAGUUCAUCAGGCUGGCUUGGAAAGCGUACCUGAUGAAGAACUUCAACGCGCUCGUCGCGAUCAUCACCGGGCUCAAGAGCGAGUGGGUCACGAAGGCGAGGCGGCAGGCGUUCAGCAAGAUCGGCACGUGGGAGGCGCGCGUGCUGCGCGACCUGACGGACUGGACGAGCAGCGCGGGCGACUUCAAGCACAUCCGCCAGACGGUGGACUCGCUAGUGGAGGCGAAGUCGAGCGCGCAGGAGGGCCCGGUCAAGAGCGCGGACGGGCAGGCGCAGACGACGCGGAGCCGUGCAGCGUCGGAUACCAGGCCGCCGCAGGACCCGGCGUGCAUCCCGUUCUUCGGAGUCUACCUUGCGCAAGUGCACCACUUCUGCAGCCUGCCGGACCUGAUCGACCCCACGGCGCCGCACGAGCCGGUGGGGAUCGACCCGGAGACGAACACGUUCGAGACGCCGGCGCACCCGGAGGUGUUCUCGACGCUCGCGCCGCUGCCGCCGUCGAUCCAGCUGGAGCCGCUGAUCAACGUGCACAAGCAGCGGCUGAUCUCGGGCGUGGUGAAGUCGCUCGUGGCGGGGCAGCAUUUGGCGUCGAAGGUGCAGUACGCGCUGGACAAGAAGGUGUUCCAGAAGUGCCUGAAGCUGCGCGGGCUGGACGCGGACACACUCGAGCGGGCGCUGGCGCUGUACGCGGAGAAGAGGUAGGUAGUCUGUUGGUUCGGUCGGGUCGCGCGCAUAGACUAUUCGUAUUCAAUUUAUGCCCUCUUUGAGCGAUGGGAGCGGUGGGGCGAACGGGCACGGGCACGGGAACGGGAGGCUAGGGGAGGUGCUGAGCCUGAUGGGGAAUGGGGGGAUGCGCGGGUGAUGAUAUGGGUCGGUGUACGAGAGAUGGGAUUGUAGAAUUAGAGUGUAGUAAGUUACGGCGUGGUUAGCUUCGUCUCCGCUGUCAGCUCGGAUUGAAAGC